This is a messenger RNA of Capsella rubella, 1161 nucleotides long. RefSeq names its product putative F-box protein PP2-B2. The record is from RefSeq and is a predicted model, not a curated record. NCBI's taxonomy places the organism in Eukaryota, Viridiplantae, Streptophyta, Magnoliopsida, Brassicales, Brassicaceae. The transcript is spliced from 3 exons. Gene Ontology annotation, molecular function: protein binding. Bases 48 to 971 code for a protein of 307 amino acids.
CUAAGCUUCAAGAUGAAGAAAGAUGAUACAGAUCAUAGAAACAACAAAUGGGGCACAAGCAAAGCGUUGACUCAAGAGACAAAGGCGAGAAAGUUUUUGGUUCUUCCUCGAGUGGAAAAGAACAUGGCCUUGUUAAAUCUAGCGGCCAAGGGGGAGGAGCACUUGUCUUCGGGCCUUCGCCGUUCGAUGACUUGCCAGUGGAUUGCAUCUCCAACAUAAUCUCUUUUACUAGUCCACGGGACGCUUGCGUGGCCGCUUCGGUUUCUAAGACCUUUGAAUCGGCUGUCCAAUCCGAUACCGUAUGGGACAAGUUUCUUCCAUCGGAUUAUUCAUCUUUGAUUCCUCCAUCGCGAGUUUUUGCAUCCAAGAAGGAGCUCUACUUCGCUUUAUGCGAAAAUCAUGUUCUUAUAGACGAUGGCAAAAAGAGUUUCUGGUUAGAGAAAGGAAAUGGAAAAAAGUGUAUCAUGCUAUCUCCUAAGAAAGAUAUGUGGAUCACUUGGGUUAGUACUCCUCAGUAUUGGCGAUGGAUCUCAGUUCCUGAAGCUAGGUUUGAAGAGGUAGCAGAGCUUCUCAAUGUGUGUUGGUUUGAGGUCCGAGGGGGCAUGAGUACUAAAUACCUAUCUCCUGGAACUCGUUACUCGGCUUACAUUGUGUUCAAGACAAAGGAUAGAUGUCCUAAUCUGGGGGAUGUGCCAGCAGAAGCUACGGUCGGAUUAGUGGGACAAGAAUCUUCUCAAAGAUUCAUAUACUUUGUUGGGCCUUCGGAUCGAAGAAGAAGAGACAGAGAAAGGAGAGAUGUAACGAAACCAAAUAUGAGAAAAGAUGGGUGGAUGGAAGCUGAGCUUGGUGAGUUCUUCAAUGAAUCAAGUUGUGAUGAGAUUGCAACAAGUGUUCUUGAGACUAAGUCUCCUUAUUGGAAGCGUGGUUUGAUCAUUCAAGGGAUAGAGUUCCGCCCUACGAAAAUCCGGUAAAAGUGAUACAAAUUAUUCCGGUUUAUGUUUGUUUGCUUGUAAGCUAGUGAAAAGCUUUAUUGUAUUUGGACUGUGUGGUUUGGUUUUUCGAUUCUGAUGUAUGUUUAUGAUUGUCACAUGAACAAAUUCAACAAAGGAAUUGUAUUCUAUUUUUCUUAUCAUCUACUAUGAUUUGGUACACUUUACUUAA